Danio rerio (zebrafish) is the source of this 2329-nucleotide messenger RNA. RefSeq names its product RAB5B, member RAS oncogene family (gene rab5b). Lineage: Eukaryota; Metazoa; Chordata; Actinopteri; Cypriniformes; Danionidae. The record is from RefSeq and is marked provisional. Gene Ontology annotation, molecular function: GTPase activity; G protein activity; GTP binding.
AAAGAGCCACGACUGGCAACAACAGGAUUACAGACUAACUGCUGUCCUUGUGGACUAAUAAAACGUUUGCAGUACUCCAGAAACGGAGUCCACUGCUUUGAACUGCUGCUUUCAGAGACGCUAUCAGGGAGGACGGCCACCCUUCCUACAUCAUGAGUACCCGUGGGACAGGCAGGGCCAAUGGGAACCUACCGCAGACCAAGAUCUGCCAGUUUAAACUGGUGCUGCUGGGAGACAUGGCCGUCGGCAAGUCCAGCCUGGUGCUGCGCUUUGUGAAGGGACAGUUUGAUGAGUUUCAGGAGACCACCAUUGGAGCUGCAUUCUUGGCCCAGUCUGUUUGUCUGGACGACACUACAGUGAAGUUUGAGAUUUGGGACACAGCCGGACAAGAGCGCUACCACAGCUUGGCUCCCAUGUACUACCGUGGAGCCCAGGCAGCCAUUGUAGUGUUUGAUAUCACUAAACCUGAAACAUUUGAGCGAGCAAAAGCAUGGGUGAAAGAGCUGCAGCGGCAGGCCAGUCCCAACAUAGUCAUUGCUCUUGCAGGAAACAAAGCCGAUCUAGCAGACAAGAGACUUGUGGAGUAUGAGGAAGCCCAGACAUAUGCAGAAGACACAGGUUUACUGUUCAUGGAAACCUCUGCCAAGACUGCAAUGAAUGUAAACGAGUUGUUCCUGGCCAUUGCAAAAAAGAUGCCAAAAACAGACACCCAAAACCCUACGCAUGCUGCGCGACACAGGGGCGUGAACCUGCAGGACCCAGACGCACAGUCCACUCGAAGCUGCUGUGGGAACUAAAGGCCUGUCAACACUCCAUCAUGGGAGACCACGACACCUUCUCCUCCCUAAAAUCCCACCCUUCACCCUUUCACCUCCCAAGACGGAUACGGAAAGAGAAAGAAAGAGAAAGGAAUACCAGGAAGAGCUUGAGGAAAACGCCUCACUCGUGCCACAAAGAGAUUUUUCAAGGAAGACUUCUGGUGGACGGGGCUGAAAGCGAACGGACGAUGGACUCUGUCAUGUCUGGCAGUAAAUAUGGAUUCUGUAUUACUUUCAAGUCAACAAGAAUUUCCACCUCAGUUCAUCCUCAUUAUGCAAGCACCAUGUAGAGAUAAAGGAUUGGAAAAGAGAUAAAGGAACACAGAAUGGACUGAAGAGUUAUUAUUAACCAACAAACCUUCCCAUUCUCAGCCCCUGGAAGGGUCCGUAAUGCCCCUUUUAACAUUCAGAAGUCUUCAAGCGAAAUCUACACUGAGUAUCCAUAUGGUCUGGGCUCUCCCAUUUAAUCUCAACUCUAACACUGGAAGAAAGUCAGCACCUUAAACUUAAACUAACCCUUCAGUUAUUCAUCUAUGAGCCACAUCUACUAAAUUUCUAACACAAAGGAACACCGAAGCAGAACUUCAUAUGUUUUAUUUCAGCUUUAUUUAUUACCUUUGUUUGAACUGGUCUCCCUUUGCGCAGCUCGUCAUUCAUCUAUGACCCAAAAAGUAUUGAAGAAAGUCAAUGUUGUCUUCCCUAUCCCAUUUACUUCUCCCCACAGCAUUGACCUCAAAGUUCAGUGUUGAUGUUCACAAAACAACAGCGAGCUCUACGAUGCCUUCUUAAUCUUCUUUUAGCUUUGUGUAAACUACUGUUUGAGAGUCAACAAAUUAUUACAUAUAUUUGCACCAAUCAGACGGAUCCAAAAUCAUUUUGCUUCAUGAUUAAUUGCAAAAUAUCAUUACACAUUUAGUUGUCUGGAUGCGGAAGUCAAACAACACCAGUCUCAAUAUGUGUUAUUAAAAAGCAACAAAAAAUAUUCAAGCACCCACUAAUCAACAAAGUGAAUGAUUGAGCACUGGGAUGGCAAAUAUUGUGGAGAUGCAGAUUUUUGCCCACAAAGCCCCUGAAAAAGUGGAAAAAAACAGAAGUGCCUACUCCGUUUUUUCCGUGUUCUUUGUUUUGGGCUUGAUUGAGGUCGGCUGACCAUCUUAAAAGUAGCGGUUUUGAGACGAUCCCGGAGUAUACGGGCAAUAAGCUGUGAGAAUAACUUGCGGAGCGUGCUAGUAAACAGAGGAGUCGUUUCAGUUUUGUUUUAUGAAUGCUGUUUGUUGAUGUGUUUUAAAAAUCAUUUUAUUUCAGAUUGAUUUUAGUCAGUAAUUUAAUGGGUUACCAAUACAUUUAUAUGGUCAUUUAGGGAAAGAAUUAGGUAUCAUGAUAAGGUGUCACACAGCUAGAAGUCAUUUGUCAUGUGUCUUCAGGUCCACCUUUUUUGUGGAAUAAGAUCUGAUCUCGUUAACACCUCUGUCAAUUUUAAAUAAAGCUGUGCUGUUCUGCUAUGAAUGAAA